AUGCCUUGCCUGGGUGUGGCAGUCGACCACCGGAUCAGACGUCUUUUCAAGCCUGUCUGCAAUGAUCUGACAGAGCCUUCUAAUCACGUCUCCCUCAUCGAGACUCGAGGACAGUCACUGGAGCGACCGCAUAGCGAGAUUCAAGUUACUGCGCAGCUGGCAGGCCCAGCGUUUAAGGGGGGCAUAGCGGUCGCCCUGCAGCAGCCCCGGCACAAUCACCCAUUCGAAGAGGGCCUCGAUGCCGUCAUCCGGGAUUGCAAAACUCUUUAUGCUCUUGACGACGUAUUUGCCGCUGUAUCCUGCGGGUCCCUCGAUAUUCGGACCAACGUUACUAUCGUCGACUUACUGCCCUACGUGUCUGAAUCUAUAGCAAGUAUUGACGGUGCGAUAUUGGAGGAGUCAUUCCGUGCGUCGAAACAUAUUAUGCUUGAUAAGGAACCCUCUGUCUUACUCUGCGCGGGAAAAAUACGGCUGUCUAAUACGGAGCAGUUCCGUAAGCGGAAGGGGGAUGCAUCCAAACUCGGGAGCAUCGAAGUUGGGAAGAAAUUUGGUCACAUUCCCAAAUACCCCGUCGAAGCAAAAAUCCACUGUGAGGGAAACAGGGGGUUUGUCACCAUCCGUAGGGUCAAUGGUUUCCACCCAAGCUAUGCGAUGAACUAUCACCCGCAUGUCAGUUGCUUAAGGCAACUUCAGAUCAUGAUAGGCGCUGAAACUUGCGGGAUGUUGAGAGAUGAUUGGGAAGAGGAAGAUUGGAUGGGUGAAUUAAGGCGUCGUUGCAAAGAUGUUUCCGAAGCACCGUCAGAGUCGCCGUCGCAAUCUCCUCAAUCGCAGAGCUCCGGUGAAAGCUCCACCAAGCGCAAUAAUACCAAGUAUUUGCCAGACUACCAAGAGCUCUACUCUGACAAACUGCUUAGCAUACAUAGAUGCGUUCAGUCUCUUAUUUCAGAACCAAUACCGGCAGUGAAUUCAUCUACAGCACUCUACAAACCCCUGCUCACCUGCGGUCUAAGCGAAAUUUUCAACGAUGUGACCCUCAUCUUGCGCCAAAUGUCUCGUCUCCGUCUCCGGAGCAAAGGCUGGCCUAAAUAUGUGGCCUCGAUAAACAAGGCGGCCCUAAAGCAAGCCGCAAUUGAUACGCGCAGAUUCACCGUGGAUCUUAAAGCCACUGAGCCUAGCAAAAACGCGCAGUUCGCGGAGAUCAUCCAAAAAGGAGCAAGCGUUCUCUCCGAGAUUAUAAUGAGAAGGGAUGGCUGGCCACUUGAGGAUAGGCUGGAUUUCAAUGAAACUUCGGAGGCAUUUCUCAAUAUCGCUACGAAUAUCGAAACUCUACUCAUGGAUCUUCUACUGGAAGAGGAAAGGGACCUCCAUGCUUUGGGGCAGGAACAGACAUUAUCGAUUAAGAUGGGGAGAAUGACAUUGGCACCAGUGCUCAAUUGA
Molecule: messenger RNA, 1437 nt
Organism: Penicillium arizonense
Lineage: Eukaryota; Fungi; Ascomycota; Eurotiomycetes; Eurotiales; Aspergillaceae
Exons: 2
Coding region: 1-1437 (478 amino acids)
Source: RefSeq, a predicted model, not a curated record